Messenger RNA from Anguilla anguilla (European eel), 1851 nucleotides. Its product is annotated as SWI/SNF-related matrix-associated actin-dependent regulator of chromatin subfamily B member 1-A. The record is from RefSeq and is a predicted model, not a curated record. Gene Ontology annotation, molecular function: transcription coregulator activity. Gene Ontology annotation, cellular component: nucleus; nuclear chromosome. Gene Ontology annotation, biological process: regulation of transcription by RNA polymerase II; chromatin remodeling. Bases 31 to 1200 code for a protein of 389 amino acids. NCBI's taxonomy places the organism in Eukaryota, Metazoa, Chordata, Actinopteri, Anguilliformes, Anguillidae. The transcript has 10 exons.
GCGCAUGUGUACUUUUUAUUGUGGUUGCGCAUGUGCAUUACAAUUCGCUUUGUUAUUGCAGCUAAGAUGGCGUUAAGCAAAACAUUUGGACAAAAACCGGUGAAAUUUCAACUAGAAGAAGAUGGAGAUUUUUACAUGAUUGGCUCAGAGGUAGGCAACUACCUGCGCAUGUUCCGCGGCUCCUUGUACAAGAGGUACCCAUCACUCUGGAGGCGAUUGGCCUCUGUGGAAGAGCGGAAGAAAAUUGUAGCGUCAUCUCACGAUCAUGGUUACACAACUUUAGCCACCAGUGUGACAUUGCUGAAGGCGUCAGAAGUGGAGGAGAUCUUCGAAGGGAACGAUGAGAAGUACAAAGCCGUCUCCAUCAGUACCGAGCCCCCGGCCUACCUCAGGGAGCAGAAGGCAAAGAGAAACAGCCAAUGGGUCCCCACCCUGCCCAACAGCUCCCAUCAUCUGGAUGCUGUGCCCUGCUCCACGACCAUCAACCGCAACCGUAUGGGCCGCGACAAGAAGAGGACCUUCCCCCUCUGCUUUGACGACCACGAUCCCGCUGUGAUCCAUGAGAACGCCACCCAGCCCGAGGUGCUGGUCCCGAUCCGGCUGGACAUGGAGAUAGAUGGACAAAAGCUCAGGGACGCCUUCACGUGGAACAUGAACGAGAAACUCAUGACGCCCGAGAUGUUUGCGGAGAUCCUGUGCGAUGACCUGGACCUGAACCCUCUGACCUUUGUUCCCGCCAUUGCCUCCGCCAUCCGGCAGCAGAUUGAGUCCUACCCAACAGACAGCAUUCUUGAGGAGCAGACAGACCAGAGGGUCAUUAUCAAGCUGAACAUCCACGUGGGGAACAUCUCCCUGGUGGACCAGUUUGAGUGGGACAUGUCGGAGAAGGAGAACUCCCCGGAGAAGUUUGCCCUGAAGCUGUGCUCCGAGCUGGGCCUGGGGGGCGAGUUUGUCACCACCAUCGCCUACAGCAUCCGCGGGCAGCUCAGCUGGCACCAGAGGACGUACGCCUUCAGGUCUGAUUUCAGUGAGAACCCACUGCCCACUGUGGAGAUCGCCAUCCGGAAUACUGGCGACGCUGACCAGUGGUGUCCCCUACUGGAGACACUGACAGACGCAGAGAUGGAGAAGAAGAUUCGGGACCAGGACAGGAACACCAGGCGCAUGAGACGACUUGCAAACACAGCCCCAGCCUGGUAAAGAAAAAAAAGUGAACAGAAAUGAAGAAAGUUAAAGGUUUUGGCCAGUUUUUGGACAUUUGGGAUUUUCUUAUAAAAAUAGACUGUUUGGGACCUGCUGCAAUGCUGCAAACUGACUCCGCUGAAAAACAGACAGACCUGAGGCAUUCCACUGGGCAGCUGGGACGCCUUGCUCUGCAGUCUCUUCCAGCAGGGCUCAAAAGUGGGCCUGCUACCUCAAUCACCUCUGUACUCUGUACUGCUAAUCACUCCCAUAGACCUUCUGUGCACUUAGGAGAUGGUCAGCUAACUGUUAAUAUUCAUAGCUGAAGAGUGCAGGGUCAAAGACAUAGCAUCCAUACCACGUGUCGCAACGCAGAAGGCAGUGGAACCUCCCUAGAAUCAGCCAGUGCAGAAAUCAGAAGAAACACGCAGGCUAAACAUCUUGAUUGUGUAUAGAACAUCUGUGGCUCCCAGCCCUGCCCUGCAUUCAGACUGGUGCCCUAGUUUUGACUCCCCCAUGCAAAGUUUUGAGUGCUGUGUAGAAGAAUACUGUUAUAUUGUGCUGUCAUGUUUUUUUUUUGUUUUGUUUUGUUUUUUGUGCCCCGUACACUUUUAGUAAGUGAUUACCAUGUUCUUUUUAAAAUAUAUAUAUAAUAAAUUCCAUGCUUAA